Fomitiporia mediterranea MF3/22 is the source of this 654-nucleotide messenger RNA. Its product is annotated as GINS complex, Psf3 component. The record is from RefSeq and is a predicted model, not a curated record. The transcript has 7 exons. Bases 1 to 579 code for a protein of 192 amino acids. Gene Ontology annotation, cellular component: GINS complex. Gene Ontology annotation, biological process: mitotic DNA replication initiation. NCBI's taxonomy places the organism in Eukaryota, Fungi, Basidiomycota, Agaricomycetes, Hymenochaetales, Hymenochaetaceae.
AUGGACAAUGAUUACUACUCCAUUGAUGCUAUCCUCGCAGAGAAUCAGAAAGUGCAGUGCACGUUCAAGGUCGACGUACCAGACCUUGGCUAUCUUGACGGAGGGUCAGAUCGCGACAUAAAGGCAUUAAGCAAACUUCAACUGCCUUUCUGGCUCACUCCUAUGCUUCUAUAUUCCGACUUUGCAGAUUGUACCGUGCCCCACGCAUUCAAUCAACGCGUCCGAAAUGCUUUGAACGCAGAUGCAACAAGCGUCAAACUGUCUGGACUCGUCGGUAGCGGUGGUCUGUGGUAUGCAUUCGGAAGGAUGAUCGCUGGGUUAGUAGAUGAUGAACAAGCCCAAGAUAUAUCAGAGAUGCUGUCCACCACCUUCAAACAACGCCUCGUAAAUAUUAUGGACCAGGCGCAUCACUUCGGCGCACUCGGUGCUGCGAACUCCGGAGGUGCAGGACAAGGUCAAGCGGGGGAAGACUUCAGAGAAGGUCUUGACGGUACGGAACGUGAACUAUUUGCACUUGCUCAGGAAAGUGCCAAGUUGACCAAGCAGUGGUUUGAGAGCAGCGACAAGGCUAAGAGAUGAUAUGUAUAAUUUCAGUAGUAUACUAGAAAGAUGAGAUGUAUUCGUACUCGUUGUAUUGAUGUAUAGACUGUCAUU